CAUGGCAGCUGCGUACUUUUGUCGUCAUUACGAUGGCACACGUCGUGAUCCCAGGAUAUAUUGGUGGAAAAUUACAGUCGAAAAAUGUUACGAAAAACAGCCACAAAAUGACAAGUACAUUGAAAACUGUUUCACAUAAAAGGUCAAAAUUAACCACAUUACCAGAAAACAAUGAACGAUGGUGCGUCUUUGGAAUUGCUCUCAACCAUGUCGUCGUCCCUGCAAUACGUCCUGUUCUAGAGCAGGAAAUUCUCAAGGAGUACAACGACCUUAAAUUAAACCAUAAUAUUCAUGUUCAGACCAGACACAGCUUUCCCUCGCCAAAAUAUACAACUGGUAAUGCCAUGAAAUACGAGAACAUCAACGGGAAUGAUACCAAGCUAAAAACCCCGCAUCAUAAAAAGUUUGAUUACUCCAAGUUUGACUACAAAGUUACUUCCCAUGUUGACUUUGCCAAGCUCUUUCUGCAGAAUUACAUGGCUAAGCUCAGCGCGUUCGACGAAACUUGUGAUGCAUCCGCUGUGCUUACUCUACUUGGAAGAAUUCCAGUGUUUUCUGCUGCUCUCCAAAAUGCGGCAAAUGUUGUUAGAGAAGGUAGAAACGCUUGGGGUCAUUGCAAUUUUACUAAGUGGAAUGAAUCCAACUUCAAGAAGAGUUUUGACGACAUGGAAAAACUGCUGAGAGAAGUUGGUUUAUCUCCUGCAGAUGAAUCGAAUGUUUUAGCGGAUCUUAAUGACUGGAAAGACAAAGGUGUUGCAUUGUGUAUGAAUGCUUCAAUUGAUUCGGAGCUUGUUAAAGUAAUGCAAGAACAUGUUAUUAAAUUGUCAAGUGACGUGGACAAGAUGCUUUGA
This is a messenger RNA of Dendronephthya gigantea, 851 nucleotides long. RefSeq lists its product as uncharacterized. The record is from RefSeq and is a predicted model, not a curated record. Lineage: Eukaryota; Metazoa; Cnidaria; Anthozoa; Malacalcyonacea; Nephtheidae. Bases 33 to 851 code for a protein of 272 amino acids. The transcript has 4 exons.